Cylas formicarius (sweet potato weevil) is the source of this 1491-nucleotide messenger RNA. RefSeq names its product ganglioside-induced differentiation-associated protein 1 (gene Gdap1). The record is from RefSeq and is a predicted model, not a curated record. Gene Ontology annotation, biological process: mitochondrial fusion; mitochondrial fission. Lineage: Eukaryota; Metazoa; Arthropoda; Insecta; Coleoptera; Brentidae. The transcript is spliced from 4 exons. Gene Ontology annotation, cellular component: mitochondrial outer membrane. The coding region runs from base 72 to 1178 and encodes 368 amino acids.
CGAGACUACCGCGACCGUUCCGCGAUCCUAACCUAUCCGAGAACGUCUGUCGCGUACCGGGUCACAAGAUAAUGUUAACAACAAUAGUAGGCCGCGGCAUCAGACGCUUCGAGGUCGCGGUAUUGCGCAAACGGCGCUGUUACCCGCUUUACUUGCUGUUGCUCGUGAACCCGAUCAAAAUCGCGGCCUGCGAAAGUGCCAAAAUGUCCGCGACAGGCGGCGACGGCAGCCACAGGAUAAACAUCGCCGACGGCCUCCUGCUUUACUACAACGAGUACUCGUUUUAUUCGCAGAAGGUCGUGCUCGCGCUCCACGAAAAGGGUCUGCGGUUCGACACGCACAGCAUAAAUCUCGCGCGGUACGGACAAUACGAGCCGUGGUUCCUGCAAAUAAACCCGAAAGGCGAGGUACCGGUGCUGCAGGAUACAGGCAAGAUCAUUCCCGAUUCUGCGCGCAUAAUCGACUACCUCGAGGACAACUUUAGCAACGGUGACACUCCACGACUUAUCCCAAUGGAGCCGGAAGUGCGCCAGCGGGUGACCUAUUUCAGGGGAAUUAUAGACAAAAUCAAUGGGAACGUCAUCACCAUCGGCUCGUUCAUUCACCCGGAAACUGCGUCCAAUCCGAAACUGCCAUUUAUCGGUCCCGUGAGGAGCGCCCUCUUGCAGCAAGAGAGAAACAGUAGCGUCAACCUAAAGAAAAUAGCCGAAUCUAACCCGGAGGCGAGGGAUAUGCUGUUGCGCAAGGCGGCAGACCACGAGCUCAAAUUCAGUGUGCUCGAAGACAAGGAGGAGUUUCUGAAGGUGUUACGUGAAGUAGACGCGGUACUCGAUCAAGUCGAGGCGGAGUUGGGAAACCACGAGGGUGAUUCUAGGACCUGGUGGUUGUGUUCGGAUCGUUUCACCGUCGCCGACAUUUCGCUGACAAUGCUCCUCGAACGUAUAUACGAGGUGGGGCUGGAAUCGCGAUUCUGGACGGGCGGUAAGCGUCCGCGCGUGGAAGAGUACUUCGCCCGCGUACGGGAACGCGACUCAUACCGUAACACGAUACCCAGCACCAUGUUUUUCGUCAAGAUGGUUUUCGCGUCGCAGGCGCCACUUUUUAUCGGCCUCGGCGUCGUCACCGCCAUCGCGGUGCUGGUCGGCGGCUUCUUCGUCGUCCGCAGGAUGUACAAAUAAACUUGCAUUUGUUCGACGUUAUUUAAUUUUUUUUUUCUUUCACGCUAUGCGGCACAAGAUAUUGCGACCAAAGGUUUUCACCCAUUUGUACAUUUACCUUGGAUUUAGAAAUUUAAAUUGCCCGCUGUAUGAGUGAAUAGUUUUGAUUGGUCGAAUUGUCAAAUCAAAUGAUCGAUUCUGAUUGGCUGAAGAAAGUGGCAGGUCGGAACAAGAUGGUGGAAUUAAAAAUGUUUUAGUUUGGGGAAGUGAAGCCUUAUUCUGGAAACUUUUUAAAAAUACGAGCAUACUAAACUGUGUUAAAACUAUCAAAGAA